Messenger RNA from Necator americanus (New World hookworm), 279 nucleotides. RefSeq lists its product as uncharacterized. Lineage: Eukaryota; Metazoa; Nematoda; Chromadorea; Rhabditida; Ancylostomatidae. The transcript has 3 exons. Gene Ontology annotation, biological process: protein secretion; intracellular transport. The record is from RefSeq and is a predicted model, not a curated record. Bases 1 to 279 code for a protein of 92 amino acids.
AUGUUAUUUAUGCUUACAGGUCACCUUAUUCCAUCCCUCCACAGAGGGCAUACACAACUCAAACUGUCGGCCAUAUUCAAUUUCCAAAGUCUGAUUUCGGUGAUCUUAUUGCUCAUUUGUACUUGUGCCUAUAUCCGAUCUUUUGCUCCCAAAUUGAUAGAUAGGAAUAAAGAGGGAUUGCUCGGCGUUUUCUGGAAGUUGGCUAGAAUAGGUGAACGGUUGAGUCCUUGGGUUGCUGCCUGUUGUUUUUGUAUGGCUUUUGUUGUGCUGUUCAUCUGA